GGAUGGCGGCUGUGGCGGCGGCGGCGGCGGCCGGGGCCGGAGCGAGCAGCGGCCGAGCCUACUCGUUCAAAGUGGUGCUACUGGGCGAGGGCUGCGUGGGGAAGACGUCGCUGGUGCUGCGCUACUGCGAAAACAAGUUCAACGACAAGCACAUCACCACCCUGCAGGCAUCUUUCUUAACAAAGAAGUUAAACAUUGGUGGGAAAAGAGUAAAUCUUGCAAUAUGGGACACAGCAGGCCAAGAAAGGUUCCAUGCAUUGGGUCCAAUUUACUACAGAGAUUCAAAUGGAGCUAUUUUAGUUUAUGAUAUAACAGAUGAAGAUUCCUUUCAGAAGGUAAAAAACUGGGUCAAGGAAUUAAGAAAAAUGUUGGGCAAUGAAAUCUGUUUAUGUAUAGUUGGUAAUAAGAUAGACUUGGAAAAAGAAAGGCAUGUUUCAGUUCAAGAAGCAGAAAUGUAUUCAGAAUCAGUGGGAGCAAAGCAUUAUCAUACUUCAGCCAAACAAAACAAAGGAAUUGAGGAACUUUUUCUUGAUCUUUGUAAAAGAAUGAUUGAAACAGCUCAAGUGGAUGAGAGAGCAAAAGGCAACGGUUCCAGUCAGCAGGGAGCAGCUAGACGGGGUGUACAGAUCAUUGAUGAUGAGCCACAGGGACAGAGCAGUGGAGGAUGUUGUUCUGGAUAACUAUUCUCUUAAAGAAAAUUCUAAAAAAACAAAAACAAAAACAAAAAAACACCCCAAGAAAACAAAACUGUGGAUCAUUGCCCCCAAUAUGAAGACUGCCAUAUUCCAAAUCACAUUCUUUUACCAAUGGAGUUAUAGAAUUAACAGUAUUUUAAACUUACAUUUAUAACACUGCAGAGACCUUAAGUGCUAAACUAGUGGAGUGUGUGACAAGAGAAUUGGCGUUUUCUACAGCGUUUAACAAAGCAAUUACCAAUGGCCUUUUUAUAUAUAUUUUUUUCCUUUAGUAAGGAAUAAUAUGCAUGUAGAAAUAUUAAAGGCUUCAUUUAUAUUCUUUUAAAUCAAAUCAUUAUUUAAUAACUUAUAUAUGUUGUUGGAAUGGUAUACAUUUUUGCAGCCCUUUGUAUUUUGUGGUAAGUUGUGAAUUGUAUCACUUCUAAACAGCAAAUUGAUUUCUUUUUAUUAGCAGAUACCUGAAGUACUAUUUUUGCAGGGUUAGCAAAAGCCCAUAACUGUCAACUACUUUGAUAUAUUCUAUAUUCAUCCUGUAUGCUGAGCUGGUAAAAUACAUUGUAAAUUAGAUAUUAAAUAUUUUAUCUGCUUUUACAAGUACAGGUGCAGAAACAUGUACAGUAGUCUUGUCAAUGACUGUAAAGUGAAUUAACAUUUGAUGGAUAUGCAUAAGUUUUUGAUUCUAUAGUCUCAAUAUGGGUCAUUUCCUCCUUCACCCUUAAGUCUUCACAGAGAAGAGGGUUUUAAAAACUCACAUUUUACUUUACUUGAAUUGCUGCUGCUGUUUUUUGCCACAUAAAAAUGCCUCUUUCAAACCCUUUCUAAUAAACAGCAUUUUGUUCUGUUGUUGAAAAGAAAGGAUGAUGACCUCUGCUGAUUCUGCUGUAGAAUGAUUACUAGAAAUGUUUGGAGCAUGUUGAUCCUGUCACUUUUGCUUUGGCUUCCCCUUAAGCUUUAUAUACAACUUGUCUGUGGGCAUGGAACAAGAAUGUAACCCCUCUUUUUUUCCCAGUAACAGUCACUAACCUACCAAAUUCAUCUCCUGAGGCCGCACUUUGAAGUUUUUUGUGAGCAAGUUCUAUAAGGAACUAUAAGAACUCCUGUUCUAGUCUCUGAGUUUGUUAUGGUAGUUUCAUAUAAUGUGGCAUAAUGAACACUGGAAAGAAUUUAUUAUAAAAUUUAUAUUCUUGCACACUUUGUAAAUGAAUCCCACUUUAGUAGGUUUUCUUUUGAGGGGGGAAAUAAAAUUAUUAAGACAUGUUUAUUUUAAUAGAUUGAAGCAAUACUGCACACAGAAGGAACACAAAUUGUGGAAAUUAACUAAUUGUUGUGUUCUGAUAUUUUUUCCAUAUCUGUUAUGCUUGGAAAAUGAGUAAAUAUGUCUGAGAAAGUGGAAUGGUCCCUGGAUUUACUUCUCAUAAUAAUCAGUCAGAUAAUUAGAUAAGUGGAGGAUAGAAUGAUUGUAUAAAGUAUGGUUGUCUUUUCAAGUGGAUGAGACUAGGCUUAGGGCCUUUGGUAUCGUUAAGUCACAGUUUUGCCAAUUAAGUCAGUAUCAUAUCUGAAAGAGUGGAUUUUCUCAUUUCAGAGUCCACAAUCUUCUCGAGGAUAUUUGGGAGGGAGGAGGUAAAUGAAAGUGCUUGAAAUGAAUAAGCCUGCAUUCUUAUGAGAGUGGAAAGCACUUUGCCUCUUCAUUUCUUUUAUCUUUUCUGGGCUAGUGACUUCUUGUAGGGAAUCCUUUUGUGUAAUACUGCCUGCCUGUUCCAAGACAAACUUAAAAAAAACUUGGAUGUUCAAAACUUAACCUGGAAUAGAUAUACAAUAAGCACUUUUGAGAGGGUGGGGGAGGGAGGAGGAAAGUGGAGUGAGAUGUCCCUCUUUUCUCACCCCCCCCCCAAAAAAAAACCCUCAUAAUUUAAAAGUUAGUAACUUUGAAUGAAGACAGGUUUGACCAUUAUUCCAAAUGAAAUAUUGUAAAGCAAAACAGUUUUUAAUCUUUAUUUUUUUGUAAUCAAGGCUUCUAAUUUACUUUUUGAUGAGUGGUUCCAGGAGAUGCUAUCAUGGGUUUUUUGUGUUCUACAGGUAACAGUGCACUGUUGUCACUAAUAUCUGAGAUAACUGAUAAUUUUCUUUACCCUACAAAUAAGAGUUCUUUUAUUUUUCUGUCUUUUUCUGUUUCCUUGUGUUUCUCCCUUUUCUCUUUUACUUUGUUUUGUUUCCCCGGGGAUUAGCACAGUGCCUGAUAUAUUACAAGGCACUUUAAUCAAAGCAACUUGGUUGAUGCUGCCUGUGCUUUAGGAUGUACACAAAUGCUGUUGAUAUUCAGAGAUUAAAAAACAAAAAGGACAUGUUUUCUGUCCUACAAACAAAAUGGGAUAGAAUGAGAAAGGAAAAUUGAGGAACUAAUUAAAAUUAAAGGGGUAGAAAUUAAUUCAUGCUUAUAUUUAUUCCUCUUUCUAAUUGAUUAAUGUAGAUCAUUUUGUUCACAUAAUGUGAACUGGAAGAAGCUAGAAAAGAGAACCUCAUAGAUGGUCUAUGGGCAGGACUUGUACUUUUUUCAAUCAUUUCAUAGGCUAUAUAUUCUAUACAAGUUUCUCUCAAACAUGUUAAGAGAAAGACUCAUGAUGUCUUGUCCUAAUGGUGUGUGUGUGGGGGGAAAGAUUCUCCUUGUUUGAAAACAAAUGGAAAAACUCUGCCUUUAACUUAACCAUAUGCUGCAAUAUUGAACUGAAUGAUUUUUUUUUUAAGUUCUACUAUUGUUGUGUGAAGUUUGUAUGUUACAAUUUCUUACUCCUUAUGGCAUAUGAAAACCACUGUGGUAAUAUAAAUAACAUUUAAUCCAAGAUUAGUUUCGAUAAUUGUUGCUUGUUUUUAUCUAGCAAAUAAUUAAGAAAAACUUAAAUAUUUAUGGGGAAUUAUAGAAAAGAAGAAAAGGACAGAAACUGAAAAUAAUUUUGCCAUCUUAUUUCUUUUUCUUAGUCACUAAUUUAUCUUAGCAUAAAAUAUGUAAAGAAUGAAUCAUGCCAAGUUCUUAAGAGUCUUUUAAAAAAACUUGUUUGAUGGUUUCUGCAUGCAUAAAAAUUAACAGCAUCAACCUCUUAAAUGCUUCUUUCUCACUUCUAUUUUUUUACUUUUUGUAUAUGAAAAUCUUAGAAGUAAAAAAUGAACACUAUCUUGAGCUCUUUGGAGGAAAAAAUAAUAGAUAGUAAAGAAGUAAAUUUAACAGAUUUUUAAGUUAUAUAUAAAGAGUAAUUUUUAACCACUUUAAAUCAUAAAGCAUCUUUUCCUAAAGGGAUAUGAAUGGCAUUGUGUUAAUGCCUGGAGGAAGCAUUACUCAGAUUUUCAACAGACUUCCUGAUUCUGUCCUAGUAUUUUGUUUACUUGUUUUUGCUCAUUUUGUUAAAAAGUAUGAACUGUGGUCCUUUGAGAAUAUUUGCUCAAUUUAAUAAUACAGAACAGAUUUGUUUUUUCUAAAACAAGGUUGUUAAUCUAAAAAUGAGUGGCCAAGAAUGUAUAUUUUGAAAUCAAUAAUGUGCUCAUGAUCAGACUUGGAUUCCCUGUUUCAAGAGGAAAAAUAUACCUGUUGGAUUGUACAUUGGCUAUUAACAAAUAGAUUUUGGUUAAAAUUUCAAAACAAAGGAUAGCAUUUUAUUUAAUUUUUAUUCAAUUCUUUUCAUAGAAUCAUGACACUACUGUUGGAAAAAUCUUGCUUUCUAAAUAAAUUCAAAAACCCUCUA
Messenger RNA from Sarcophilus harrisii (Tasmanian devil), 4426 nucleotides. It is a transcript of the gene RAB21, whose product is annotated as RAB21, member RAS oncogene family. The transcript is spliced from 7 exons. The coding region runs from base 3 to 680 and encodes 225 amino acids. NCBI's taxonomy places the organism in Eukaryota, Metazoa, Chordata, Mammalia, Dasyuromorphia, Dasyuridae. The record is from RefSeq and is a predicted model, not a curated record. Gene Ontology annotation, molecular function: GTP binding; GTPase activity. Gene Ontology annotation, biological process: Rab protein signal transduction.